AUGUCUGACGAAGAUUCUGCUGUAAAGAAAUCUGGUUCUCUCAUCACUUCAGGUUCAAACACACGAACUGAGAUGACACGUCGAAGGAUUGAUCCGUAUGAUCUAUCUUCCGGUGAUAAUCCAGGGUCGGUGAUCUCGCAACCCCAGUUGCGUGGACCUAACUAUGAUGAAUGGGCGAUGAAUCUUCGACUUGCGUUGAGAGCUAGGAAGAAAUUCGGUUUUGCGGACGGUACUAUCCCGAAACCUGAUGAAGGUUCUGAUGAUCUUGAGGAUUGGUGGGCUAAUAACGCCAUGGUGGUGUCUUGGAUUCGGCUUAUUGUCGCUCCAGAUUUGAGUAGCUCACUUUCUCAUCAUGAAGUUGCUUGUGACUUGUGGACGCACAUACAAAAGCGUUUCUCAGUCAAGAAUGGCCAACAUGUCCAACGACUUAAGACGGAGCUGGCAAAUUGUCAGCGAAAAGGAUUUGCUGUAGAGGCUUACUAUGGGAAACUUACAAAGUUAUGGACUAGUCUGGCUGAUUUUCAACGCGCAAAGACGGUGGAAGAGAUUGCACGUGAACGAGAAGAAGACAAACUACACCAGUUUUUAAUGGGGCUUGAUGAAGCGGUAUUUGGGGCAGUCAAGUCCUCUCUAUUGGCACGUGACCCUCUCCCUUCUCUUGAUGAAGCUUACCAAGUUGUUACUCAAGACGAAGAGUCCAAGCGGGCGAGUCGUCUACUGGAGGAACAUAACGAAGGUGUUAGUUUUGCUGUUCAAGCUUCUUCUCGGUCUAAACCAUCACCACAGUUGCGAGAUCCGUCUGCUAUAUGCACUGUUUGUGGUCGAACAGGUCACUUAGCUGCAAACUGUUUUCGUAAACUUGGUUAUCCAUAUUGGUGGGGUGAUCGACCACGUUCUAAGCUUCUGAACACUCCGAUGGGUCCACAAGUGAUCGUCGCUAACCGUCUGCUCCGUCUUCUCAACCGAAUCAUGGUGUGA
This is a messenger RNA of Camelina sativa (false flax), 978 nucleotides long. RefSeq lists its product as uncharacterized. Gene Ontology annotation, molecular function: zinc ion binding; nucleic acid binding. NCBI's taxonomy places the organism in Eukaryota, Viridiplantae, Streptophyta, Magnoliopsida, Brassicales, Brassicaceae. The record is from RefSeq and is a predicted model, not a curated record.